This is a messenger RNA of Parastagonospora nodorum SN15, 471 nucleotides long. RefSeq lists its product as hypothetical. The record is from RefSeq and is a predicted model, not a curated record. NCBI's taxonomy places the organism in Eukaryota, Fungi, Ascomycota, Dothideomycetes, Pleosporales, Phaeosphaeriaceae. The coding region runs from base 1 to 471 and encodes 156 amino acids. The transcript has 2 exons.
AUGCCGGGUCAAAUCAAUCCCAGGCCACUCGAAGACCGUCUCGUCGCACUCUUACUCGUCUUCCAAGAAGAUCCCACUGACGGUCACGACCACGACGAGUGCGAAGAAGGCGACUGUGACGGGCGCACAUCUCAAGCUGUCGAAAUUCUAGCUCAAAACCUAGCAUUCCUCAUCCGCAACAAAGACGACGCUUACGGCCGGGCCAUCCAUCCAGAGGACAUCUUCGUUACCAUGUUGAGCUGGGAUAGAUAUCUCAAGGGCAUGGACGACGGAACGUUGGCAGUUCUAGUGCGCACGGCCAAGACGACGAAGGUACUUCAAGUGCGUGUGGAACCGAAGGAGAAGGUGUUGGAGAAAUGGUCAAGGAGGUGGACAAGAUGCUUCUCAAGGCCAUGUUGCUUGUUUAAAGGGAGCAUCUGGGCACGCAGCUCAUACCAUAGUCUGGACCCUACGAUCUGUGAUAUAGCCUGA